Aspergillus puulaauensis is the source of this 1329-nucleotide messenger RNA. RefSeq names its product serine/threonine-protein kinase. Lineage: Eukaryota; Fungi; Ascomycota; Eurotiomycetes; Eurotiales; Aspergillaceae. Gene Ontology annotation, biological process: protein phosphorylation; intracellular signal transduction. The transcript has a single exon. Bases 1 to 1329 code for a protein of 442 amino acids. Gene Ontology annotation, molecular function: ATP binding; protein serine/threonine kinase activity. The record is from RefSeq and is a predicted model, not a curated record.
AUGCUGGCCCCGCCUCUCCCCUUCAUGUACCCUCAUAUGCUUCCCACCCCUCCUCAGUCUCCCCCAAUCCCCCGCUAUGCCCCGGAAGACCGCCUCGGACUGCUCCUAGCCAACCGGCUGGAGCUCACCAGCAUCCUCGGAGUUGGCGCCUAUGGUGUGGUAUACACAGCCGUGGAUAUCCAUACCGACGUUCUAUACGCUGUCAAGGCCCUCAACAAAGCUGGUUUGGAUCCCCGCCAGCUCAAGUUCCAACAACGUGAGAUCAAGCUCCACCAUAUGGCCAGCCAGCAUCCCAAUGUCGUCUCCCUGGUCCGCAUUAUGGAUUCCAUCGACUGCACCUAUGUGGUUAUAGAAUUCUGCCCCGAAGGGGAUCUGUUUUCAAGCAUCACCGACAAGAGCCACUUUGUCGGGAACGAUCCCCUGGUUAAGCGCGUUUUUCUUCAAAUCCUGGAUGCGGUCCAUUACUGCCACUCGCUCGGAAUCUACCACAGGGACCUCAAGCCGGAGAACAUUCUGGUCACCGACCAGGGAUUGACUGUCAAGUUGGCCGACUUUGGCCUUGCUACAACGGACUAUCUCACUUCCGAUUUUGGAUGCGGGUCGACAUUCUACAUGUCGCCAGGUAACUUGGAGCUCCCCCCCAAGUGGUCUAGAUUUGACAAGGCUAACCUCAUCACAGAGUGCCAGCAACCGAACCCGCGCCCGAUGUCAUACUACCAGUCAGCACCGAAUGACGUCUGGAGCCUGGGUGUCAUCCUCGUCAACUUGACUUGCGGUCGUAACCCGUGGAAGCGUGCCUCAUUCGAGGAUUCCACCUUCCGCGCCUACCUCAAGGACCCAUUUUUCCUCAAGUCCAUCCUGCCCUUGUCGGACGAGAUGGUCUGUAUCCUCAGCCGCAUCUUCGAGCCUGACCCCUCAAGGAGGAUUACUAUUCCGGAGCUGCGCCAAAUCAUUCUGGACUGUCCGCGAUUCACUCUCAACCCUAUGACUCCUUGGGGCUCAACAACUGGACCUCUUGUCAACUACAUUCACCCUCCGCAGGUUCCCGUCCCUGUUGUCGAGGACGCCUUGAACACCGAACCUUCUGUCUGCUCCUCUGAUUCGUCUCAAUACUCGGAUGCUUUCUCUGCCGUCUCGGACGCUUCUUCCUACACGGAAGGCUAUUCAGACAUGGACAGCAUGUCUUCGCUUGGUCCGGACGAGACAGCCUGCAAGGAUGACUUUCCCCAACCGGACCCUGUCGCAUGUGGCGAUAUCCCAGAAUCACCUAUGACCGAACCUUUCGUGGUUUGCCAGCAACCAUACGCUUACCCUAUACCCGUUUGUUAA